AUGCGAUUUUCCAGGAUACUUGCCUUGGACUUGGCACUGUCGACUGUUGUUUACGCAGAGGGUAAACACAGCCCGAAUGUUUGCACCAUCAAAGCCAAUGGAGACCAGAAAGAUGAUGUUCCCAAUAUCCUCGAAGCUUUCCAUCGGUGUGGCAAUGGUGGUAGGAUUAUCUUCCCAGAGGACCAAGAGUAUUGGAUCGGAACUCGACUGAACCCCAUCGUCAAUGAUGUUUCAAUUGAGUGGCGUGGGAAAUGGACAUUUUCUGAUGACCUCGAUUACUGGCGCAAUAAUUCAUAUCCUAUUGCCUUCCAAAACCACGCCGCUGGCUUUGUUAUCACAGGCCAAAAUAUCACCAUCGACGGACAUGGUACUGGUGGCAUUGACGGUAACGGCAAUCAUUGGUAUACAGCCGAGAAGGGUGACACGCAGCCCGGUCGACCAAUGCCGUUUGUUUUUUGGAAUGUUUCCGAUGUCAGCGUUGAGAACUUCUACGUCAAGGACCCCCAGCUGUGGAGCUUGAAUAUAAUGAACGGAACCAACAUGCGCUUCAAUAACAUCUACUGCAACGCGACUGCAGUAGACGCACCGUACGGCGAGAAUUGGGUCCAGAAUACGGAUGGAUUUGAUACAAUGGAUGUGGAAAACAUCCAACUCACCAAUUUCGUCUACCAAGGCGGGGAUGACUGCGUGGCCAUCAAACCGCGGUCAUACAAUGUCGAUAUCCACAACGUCACAUGUCGUGGUGGGAACGGCAUUGCCAUAGGCAGUCUAGGCCAAUACCAGGAAGACUCCGGCGUGGCCAACAUCCGCGUCGACAAAGUCAAGGUCAUCCGAUACAAUGAAGAUCUGCAUAAUAGCGCUUAUAUCAAGACCUGGGUUGGCGCCCUUGUGCCCCAGAGCUUCUACGAGAGUGCUGGUCUUCCUCGCGGCGGUGGCUGGGGAAGCAUUCGGAACGUAUUGUUCUCGAAUUUCGAAAUCUAUGGAGCCGAUUCUGGGCCUGGUAUCACGCAGGAUAAUGGAGACAAUGGCUCCUAUUCGGGGACGAGCUUGAUGAGUAUAUCCAAUGUCGCUUUUGUAAAUUUCACGGGGUAUCUCGAGGGGACUUCGGAUUCCAACAAAAUCGCGUCUAUCUCAUGCUCGGACGUGCAUCCGUGCUAUAAUAUUGAUCUUGAGAAUGUGGUGCUAUACCCUCGUGAGAACGCGACAACGCCGGGUGUUGGAAAGUGCAAGUAUACUGCUGAAGCAGGAGUUCAUGGACUCGAGGGAUGCUAA
Messenger RNA from Penicillium bovifimosum, 1272 nucleotides. RefSeq names its product putative extracellular exo-polygalacturonase. The transcript has 3 exons. Gene Ontology annotation, biological process: carbohydrate metabolic process. Bases 1 to 1272 code for a protein of 423 amino acids. The record is from RefSeq and is a predicted model, not a curated record. Gene Ontology annotation, molecular function: polygalacturonase activity. NCBI's taxonomy places the organism in Eukaryota, Fungi, Ascomycota, Eurotiomycetes, Eurotiales, Aspergillaceae.